AGACGAUCUUCGGCGGUGAUGCGUCACUCUGUUGUGGUGGCGUACGGCCAUACUUUGCCACCAUGUGAGCGAGUCGCUCCGCGGAAAAAACACAAGUUGGAGUGAAACCCGGGAGCAGCGCCGCUCCUCUCAUCCGGAGCAACCGAGGAGUUUGCUGCCCCCUAUGAAGUGGCGGCGGAGUUACAACGUACAUUUUUAUGCAACCUGAAGCUUGUCUUUGCCCACCUGGAGUUUAGUUGAGAGAGUUAAGGAUUGUCAGAAACCUCUUAAAGUUAAUGCUCCAUUGCAGGAUCUGUUUGGGUCAAAGCUGUACCUGCUUGUGUGCCCAUGCUCACUACAAGACCUCCUUGCCGACACUUGAGCCGGGCCAGCAGUGAUGGUUGCUGAAGGUUCUUCUCAAAGCCAGUCAGCAAAGACUAUCAGGAAGUUCUCAUCCAACUGGAGGUGACGACCCCAGAAACAAGUGUCUUAUUGAAGAAGCAACCCUGCCACGGCCAUGCCCGCCAAGUCACCCCCCUGGGGAGGCGGGGAUCCCCGGCCUUGCUGUGACAAAGUCCCGAUUCCCACCAUGUCUGUCAACCCGAAGACUGUCCGAACCACUCAAGUGCCUUUUGCUUGUCAGGAGCUGACCAAAGCUGGCUCCUCGCCCCCCCACUUUGCCUCGUCAGCUCAGGAUCACCACACCGGAACCCAGAGCCAGUCCGCGGCCGUGCCAAGUAGGCCCGUGACCCCAACGCCAAAGACUAACGGCCUUCCGAAUCCAAACAUCCAAUCGACUGGAGUGAAGCAGGUCACUAGCGACUCCGUCCAAGUCGGCCCUUGCGGGGAUACAUUGGAACCUGUUGGUCAUGUUCAGGUGAACAAGUUAGAGCUUGAAGCUGCAGAAAGUUCCACCCCACCUUCAGUGCCUCCUGUAUGCCUUACUCCUUUUGAACACCCGGGGGCAGCGUCGCGUAAGGACCCCCCCAGCCUUGACCAAGUGGAUAUGGGCGCGCUAAGAAAUGCAAGCACGGCGACAAACUCUGCCGCCAAGUCCAGUCCGGUGCAAAACUACCACGCUAAAUCAGACGCUGCCAACAAUCCACUGCAAGUUGUUGCCGUUUCUCUGCCGUUCUUUGGCAGUCAGCUCCUGGAUGCAAGCAAGAAAUACCCGCAGAAUUUGGGUUAUGCCACCACAACCCACAAUGGUCACGUGUCAAAUGUCCACAGUGUUACUGCUGCACUGCAAGAUGAGCAGAGGGCAACGCCAGGCACCUUGGUGGGCUCUGUGACCACCAAGAUCUCCGCCAUAAACCUCACCAAGCAGGGGCGAGCUCCAGUGUCUCCGGAGUGCCCCCGUGCCUCGUCGGUACAGUCUGAGGGCGCCGGCCCAGAGUGCGUCAUGCAGGUGGAUGGCGGCGAGGAGGAGCUGCCUGACGAGCAGGAGAACGCCUGCAGCGAUGAUGAUUGUUCCGAGUCGUCCUCAGUCUACGGUACUUCCUCCUCCGCAUCCAUCGUGAAUUGCUCCGGUGUCGAAGAGCCCAUGUCGUUGGAGGUGAAGGAUGAGCAGGAGAAAAGGCCGGCUCUCGUUCCCAGCCUUUUCGCGCACAUGCCUCCCACGCUGUACUUCAGCACCGCCAAUGAGCAAGUUGAAAUGCUGCCCGAGGAGCAAAGACAACUUUUAAAGUGGAAGAUCAGCACCGUGACGCCCAAUGUUGUGAAAAACACAAUCAGCAGGUCCCACUUCACGCCCACCAAGAAAAGCCAUGACUGGAUGGGCUGCUGGGGCCACCACAUGAAGUCUCCUUGCUUCAAGACUCUUCAGGAGCACCAGAAGUUGAACCACUUCCCCGGAACCUUCCAGAUUGGCAGGAAGGACCGGCUGUGGAAGAACUUGUCCAAGAUGCAGGUCCGCUUUGGCAGGCAGGAGUUCAACUUCUUCCCUCGCACCUUUGUCCUCCCUCAGGACAUUCUGCUGCUCCGCAAGGCCUGGAAGGAUGGUUCCAGACAGAAAUGGAUCAUCAAACCUCCCGCCUCAGCGAGAGGAAUCGGAAUCCAAGUCAUUCACAAAUGGAGCCAGAUGCCACGAAAGAAAUCGCUUUUGGUCCAGAAGUAUCUGCACAAGCCCUACCUCAUCAGCGGCAACAAGUUUGACCUGCGCAUCUACGUCUACGUGACCUGCUACGACCCGCUCCGAAUCUACAUCUUCUCAGACGGACUGGUCCGAUUCGCCAGCUGCAAGUAUUCAUCCUCUAUGAAGACGCUGAGCAACAAGUUCAUGCACUUGACCAACUACAGCGUCAACAAGAAGAACUCCGACUAUCAGGCCAACAGCGACGACAAAGCCUGCCAGGGACACAAAUGGACUUUGAAGGCUUUGUGGCAGUAUCUCGGCUCCAGGGGAGUCAACACCACCUUAAUUUGGGAGAAGAUUAAAGACAUCGUCAUCAAAACCAUCAUUGCGUCAGAACCGUACGUGAACUCCCUGCUCAAGAUGCACGUGCGGGCACCUUACAGCUGCCACGAGCUGUUCGGCUUCGAUGUUAUGCUGGACGAGAACCUCAAACCCUGGAUCCUGGAGGUCAACAUUUCACCCAGCCUCCAUUCCAACACAGCGCUGGAUGUCGCCGUAAAGGGCCAAAUGGUCCGAGACCUCCUGAACCUGGCGGGUUUUCGAGUUCCUCAACAAGACGUCUCCAGUGGCAGCACGUCCAGCAUCAACAGCAGUCUGUGUGGUGGUAGCAGAGAGACCACCCAUCCGGAGGUCUCGGUUGAUGAGAAGGUCAAACGAGCUUUUUACCUCAAAAAGCGCUUUGCUGACCAGGCCUUCCUGGCGACGGUGUUGGACGUCAUGACCCCCUCCGACGUACGCGUGCUCGCAGAGUCCGAAGAUGAGUUGAGCCGCUGCGGGGAGUUUGAGCGCAUUUUCCCCUCGCCCUCGGCGUCUCGCUACCUGCGCUUCUUCGAGUGUCCGCGCUACCUCAACAUGGUGCUGGACCAGUGGGAGCGGAAGUACUGGAAGAACAGGAGUAAAGGUGUCAAUCUGCUCAGGACUUUGUGCCAGAAAAGAGUUCAUCUGGGUACCAGUGAUCCUGCUCAUUUGUGGUCCAAGUGUAGCAACAUGUCCAAGUUUGACCACCACAGAGAAGAACCCGUCAACCCACCCAGACCCAGGGUGGUGGUCAUCCAUCAGCACCAGACGGAUCAAGCCGACACGGACAACGGUUCGGACGAGGACGCCUCUGUUCCCAGCCCGCCCGCCUCACAGUCAAGUCCCGGGUCUAGUGGCAGCAGCAGUGCCUGCGCCAGUCCUCAGCCCAGCCUGUGAGGCCGCUGUACCCACCACAUACACACACCAAGCUAAGGGUUUUAGCCCAUUCCCUACCCGAAGGAGCAAGCAAGAUCUCACAAUUGGAACUGGUCCUCUGGAGCUACAGAUCGAUGGCAGCUAAAUAUUUCAUAAUCCUUUACAAAACAUAGAAAUUUGGAUUCUUAUGGGGAAAACUAAUUCAUUGAACGAGCCAAAAUGUGAGUCAGUUAUACACUGAAAACUACUGCAUUGUGUUACUGUAAUGGUUUCAUGUGUACGAGAAAUACUUUUUGGUGGCAGUGAUGCAGAUUUGCUAUGCUGCUUCCACAAAACACAGAGCCCCCUUCUGUAGAACAUCAACACUGCCACAACAUGGCUUUCUGGAGUUUUCAAACACAUGUGCUUGAAAGGCCUUAAAACUAUUGUAAAACCUCAGAGACAGGACUUACUGUGUCCAAGGUAUGUUGAGGCCACGCCCAGCUGUCGACAGUGUAGAUUUCUUAGUAUCUGACACACUGUGAUGCAAAGAACGUGUCACCGUGCUUAGUGCAACCAUAUCAAAUCAAAUCUACGGUGGAAUGGAUCGACUGCAAGUCAUGAUUCUAACCUUUUCUGUGUUUAAAUAAGAGAAAUUGUUUACAUUUGAAGUGAUUUCCUGACCAUGUUCAAGAAGGCUAGCAACAGACCUGAACUUAAUAAUCAAGUUGCUUUCAGCCUCUUAAACUACGACCUCUGGAAACGCUGUUCAAUUCUGUCGUCAGGAGUUCUUAGGAAGUUUGUUGAAAGCUGCUAAAGGUUUCCAAUGGACAACCUCAUGGACUUGUUCAGAACCCAGGAUGUUCAAAAGGCAUUCUUGUUUCUGGAUGCUGCUCUUAUAGUCCUUGACCAGAACCAGCUACAGAUCGAGCACUGCACCUUUUGACCUGUUUCUGGUCCUCUGAAAAGCUUCAUAAGGAGCACCCUUAGACUUGGCAAGUCUUACCACGCUUGGGUACAUGUGACACAAAACCUGGGUAUUUUGUUGUGUGUGGACACUACUGAAGUGUUCUACUGCUCACUUUUGGAGUCUUAGGCCACCACUAGUUUUAGUAAAACUUAAUAGUAGUUUAUUUUCAUAGGAUUAUGCAAAAAGUACAGACCCCAUUUUCAAGAGGUGGCAUUAAUCUAGAAUCCUAAGGACAGACAAUCUGUGUACCAGAAAUCAAUCUGUCAAACAGAUGGACACAAAAAUGAUGGCCCAUGUUUUAUUCAUUGUUUUCAAUGUAGUGCUAAUUAAUCCUUGACAGAGUUCUACCAAGUUACAUCCUAGAUCUUUUAUGGCCAUCAGGUGAGAGUUCAACCUUGGCGGAGGUCUACCAAAAUACAUUCUAGAUCUAAGUAUGUGGUCAUAGCGUGACCGAUCAGCCUUGGCGGUGGUCUACCAAGGGACUUCCUAGAUCUAUAUGGUCAUUUGGUGACAGUUCAGCCUUGGCAAAGGUCUGCCAAGUGACAUUCUAGAUCUAUAUGGUCAUUUGGUGACAGUUCAGCCUUGGUGAAGGUCUGCCAAGUGGCAUUCUAGAUCUAUAUGGUCAUUUGGUGACAGUUCAGCCUUGGUGAAGGUCUGCCAAGUGACGUUCUAGAUCUAUAUGGUCAUUUGGUGACAGUUCAGCCUUGGUGAAGGUCUGCCAAGUGACAUUCUAGAUCUAUAUGGUCAUUUGGUGACAGUUCAGCCUUGGUGAAGGUCUGCCAAGUGGCAUUCUAGAUCUAUAUGGUCAUUUGGUGACAGUUCAGCCUUGGUGAAGGUCUGCCAAGUGACGUUCUAGAUCUAUAUGGUCAUUUGGUGACAGUUCAGCCUUGACGGAAAUCUACCAAGAGAUAUUCUAGUGCUAUUAGGUCAUUUGUUGAUAAUUCAGCCUUGACGGAGGUCCACCAAGUGACACUCUAGUUCUAUAUGGUAGUUUGGUGACAGUUCAGCCUUGGUGGUGGUCUACCAAGACACAUUCUAGAUCUAAGUAUGUGGUCAUAACGUGACCGAUCAGCCUUGGCAGAGGUCUACCAAGGGACUUCCUAGAUCUAUAUGGUCAUUUGGUGACAGUUCAGCCUUGGUGGUGGUCUACCAAGACACAUUCUAGAUCUAAGUAUGUGGUCAUAACGUGACCGAUCAGCCUUGGCAGAGGUCUACCAAGGGACUUCCUAGAUCUAUAUGGUCAUUUGGUGACAGUUCAGCCUUGGCAAAGGUCUGCCAAGUGACAUUCUAGAUCUAUAUGGUCAUUUGGUGACAGUUCAGCCUUGGUGAAGGUCUGCCAAGUGGCAUUCUAGAUCUAUAUGGUCAUUUGGUGACAGUUCAGCCUUUGUGAAGGUCUGCCAAGUGACAUUCUAGAUCUAUAUGGUCAUUUGGUGACAGUUCACCCUUGGUGAAGGUCUGCCAAGUGACGUUCUAGAUCUAUAUGGUCAUUUGGUGACAGUUCAGCCUUGACGGAAAUCUACCAAGAGAUAUUCUAGUGCUAUUACCGUAGGUCAUUUACUGACAGUUCAGCCUUGACGGAGGUCCACCAAGUUACACUCUAGAUCUAUAUGGUAGUUUGGUGACAGUUCAGCCUGGGUGGUGGUCUACCAAGACACAUUGUAGAGCUACAGUAUAUGGUAAUUUGGUGACAGCUUUGGCAGAGAUCUUUCAAUGAGUAUUCUAGAUCUAUAUAGUCAUUUGGUGACAGUUCAAUCUCGGCAAAGGUCUGCUAAGUGAUAUUCUAGAUCUACAUGGUCAUUUGGUAACAGUUUAGCCUUGACGAAGGUCUACCAAUGAACAUCCUAGAUAUACAGGAGAUAGUCCAUUGGUGACUGUUCAGCCUUGAUGAGGUUUACCGAGUGACAUCUUAAAACUAUAUGGUCAUUUGAUAACGGUUCAGCCUUGAAGGAGGUCUACCAAGAGACAUUCUAGUUAUAUAAUGUAAUUUGGUGACCAUUCAGCCUUGACAGAGGUCUACCAAUAGAUAUCCUAGAACUGUAAGGUUAAUUGGUGACCGGUCACCCCUGACAGAUGUCUACCAAUAGACAUCUUUGAUCUGUAAGGUCAUUUGCUGACCGUUCAGCCUUGACAGAGGUCUACCAAGGGUCAGCCUACAUCUACAAGGUCAUUUGGCGACCGUUCAGCCUUGAUAGAGGUCUACCAAUAGACAUCCUACAUCCGUAUAGUCAUUUGGCGACCGUUCAGCCUUGAUAGAGGUCUACCAAUAGACAUCCUACAUCCGUAUAGUCAUUUGGUGACCGUUCGGUCUUGACAGAGGUCUGCCAAGAUACAUCCUAGCUCUAUAAGGUCAUUUGGUGACUGUUCAGCCUUGAUGAAGGUCUACCAAUAGACAUCCUAGAUCUAUAUGGUCAUUUGGUGAUCGUUCAGCCUUGAUUGAGGUCUACCAAGAGUCAUCCUACAUCUAUAUGUUCAUGAGGUGACAGUUCAGCCUUGGUAGAGGUCUACUUAGCGAUAUAUGUAGCAUUAAUAAAAAUAAAGAAUCUAAUGGUGGCCUGAGACCUUUUAGCGUAGUACCAUGUGUUGCAUACUUGCGUACUGCUAACGUAGCAUGGCCGUGUCCAUCAAUGUGCCUUGAUUGGAUUAGUAGAACUAUUAAAUCUACCUCUCCUUUUUAAACUUGAUUCAAGAAUCAUAAAGCACCCAUCCAGAUUAUUUAUCAACCGUUUGAAAGUUGGCUUCCUGCGAAACUCACAAUGUUGUCAACACUCAAUUUCAAGAGUUACAUUAUGUUGAUGUUCGGGGAUGAAAACAAGUGUGAAUUGUUCCUAACAUAACUGAAGUGUAAACACAUUGUAUUUUAUUUUAUUUUUUACUAAUGAGGUAAAUGAGCUUGAAAAUGUUGCUCAGGAUAACACUUUGGAAAUAAAAGUUACUCUCCCAACUCCUCAAUGUUGACUUAUAAUGAAUGAUUGUGAUGUUCCACAAGAAGAGGGACUGGCGUGCAGAGUGGUCAACAGGAUGUGGUUGUAAACUAUUCAUAUCUGAGUGGCAGGCCAUGUAUUAAUAGUAAUAUGCAAUAAAGCAGCUGUGACUCGC
Messenger RNA from Entelurus aequoreus (snake pipefish), 7331 nucleotides. It is a transcript of the gene ttll4, whose product is annotated as tubulin tyrosine ligase-like family, member 4. NCBI's taxonomy places the organism in Eukaryota, Metazoa, Chordata, Actinopteri, Syngnathiformes, Syngnathidae. The transcript is spliced from 21 exons. Gene Ontology annotation, biological process: microtubule cytoskeleton organization; protein polyglutamylation. The coding region runs from base 497 to 3307 and encodes 936 amino acids. Gene Ontology annotation, molecular function: tubulin-glutamic acid ligase activity; tubulin binding. The record is from RefSeq and is a predicted model, not a curated record. Gene Ontology annotation, cellular component: cilium.